AUGAAAGAACCUAACCUCACUGCGGAGAUUCAGUUCACUCUCCUGGGGUUUUCUGAAGUUCUGGGGCUCCAGUUUCUCUUUUUCAUGUUCUUCCUGGUCAUUUACAUGUUGACACUUCUUGGCAACUUCCUCAUACUCCUCACUGUCCUUUUUAGCCCUCAACUCCAUUCUCCCAUGUACUAUUUCCUUUGUGAGCUGUCCCUCUUGGACAUGUUGUAUUCCAGCGCCACUGUGCCCAAGAUGCUGACGGACUUCCUCACUGGCUUGAAAGUCAUUUCCUAUAAGGGCUGUGUAGCUCAGCUCUACGCCUUUCACUUCUUUGGAGGCACUGAGUGCUUCCUGCUAACCAUCAUGGCCUACGAUCGCUACGUGGCCAUAUGCGACCCCCUCCAUUAUGCUGGGAUCAUGAACAAAAUGGCUUGCACCAAGCUGGUGGCUGGGACAUGUCUGGUGGGCACACUCCAUUCUAUUCUUCAAACCGUGCUCACAUUCCACCUCCCUUACUGUGGCCCUUACCAACUUGACCACUAUUUCUGUGACGUUCCACCUUUGCUGAAAGUGGCCUGUGCAGAAACCACUCUCAACGAAACCAUCGUCAUGGUGAACAUCGGCCUUGUGGCUUUGAGCAGUUUAACGUUGAUCCUGGGCUCUUACAUCCGCAUCAUCAACACCAUUCUCAAGAUGCGCUCUGAAGAAGGGAAGAAGAAGGCUUUCUCCACUUGUGCUUCUCACCUCACUGUGGUCAUCCUCCUCUACGGCCCUUGCAUACUGAUUUACAUGCAGCCAACCACCAGCCACCCAAUCUUGAAAGGCGUGUCGGUUUUUUAUACAUCCGUGACUCCUGCCUUGAACCCCAUCAUUUAUGCCUUGAGAAAUGAAGAGAUCAAGAAGGUUAUGAGGAAACUGUGGUCAUCUUUGCUGACCCUCCCUCGGAAAUUAGAUGGGCGGCAACCAAUGGGUCACCAUAAGUCAGCUGUGGUUUCCACCACCAGAUCAGUUGUUAGGAGACUGAACCUUCUCAAUGCUUCUCAGAUGGGUAACAUAGAUGUGCAGGAUACUGAUUGGGAUCAGGUUGGGGAGAGGCUGGGUUUGGUUUUACAUAGAUUCACCGAGCAGAACUGA
Messenger RNA from Heteronotia binoei (common prickly gecko), 1122 nucleotides. Its product is annotated as olfactory receptor 4E2-like. The record is from RefSeq and is a predicted model, not a curated record. The transcript is spliced from 3 exons. NCBI's taxonomy places the organism in Eukaryota, Metazoa, Chordata, Lepidosauria, Squamata, Gekkonidae. Gene Ontology annotation, molecular function: G protein-coupled receptor activity; olfactory receptor activity. Gene Ontology annotation, cellular component: membrane. Gene Ontology annotation, biological process: G protein-coupled receptor signaling pathway. The coding region runs from base 1 to 1122 and encodes 373 amino acids.